Messenger RNA from Manis pentadactyla (Chinese pangolin), 5041 nucleotides. RefSeq names its product solute carrier family 39 member 14 (gene SLC39A14). Bases 621 to 2105 code for a protein of 494 amino acids. Lineage: Eukaryota; Metazoa; Chordata; Mammalia; Pholidota; Manidae. The transcript is spliced from 10 exons. Gene Ontology annotation, biological process: zinc ion import across plasma membrane; intracellular zinc ion homeostasis. Gene Ontology annotation, cellular component: membrane. Gene Ontology annotation, molecular function: zinc ion transmembrane transporter activity. The record is from RefSeq and is a predicted model, not a curated record.
UGCGCGCCGUGGCGGGGACGGACGCAGGCCGGGGGGUGCGGGCACGCGGGCCUCUUGCGCGGACGCACCGAUCGAGCCACCGCUGCGGCUGCCUUCGUUGGGGGCCUGGCCGGUGGGGCCGUGCGGGCCCAGAGAGUCCGCCGAGUUUCAGGAGGAACCUCAGUCCAUGUCCAGUAUUUACAAGAUCUUGGGAUAUAAGUAGUAGUGCUGUGAAUAGAUUGUGUGUCUGAAAAUCGGGACCUUCUCCCCGCUCUGCCAAAAUAACUCAGCGUGUUCACUCUUGAUGCCUGAAGAAAAUAACACUUAGGCGUUAUGCAGAACCACAGGUGAUAGAAUGUUGAACUGGAAGGACUUUGGGUAUCUUCAAAUCUAGUUCCUUUGUUUUGCAACUAAAGAAACGAGAUCUGGAGAGGUUAAUGGGUAUUCCCAACUCACAUUGUGUGCUAAGCCAAGUGCCUUGAUGAAGAAGAGCAAAGAAAGGUUCUAAUUUUGUUUCUAAGUGUGUCAAUGAAAUUGCUGAUAAUGCUGAUCUUCUCCUUGAAAACGUGAAGAGGGAGGAGCCAGUUGUCCCUGUGCAUAUUUCAGGGGAGUAGGGUCCUUUUCUGAUUUGGGUAGAAGGCAUGUUUGUUACCAUGAAGCUGCUGCACCCAGCCGUCCGUAGCUGCUGCCUGCUGGCCCUGCUCAGCAUAUGGAGAGCUGCUCCUGAGGCUCACGCUGCAUUGGCGGCCACUCCAGGCAUCAGCGCCGCCUCCUUCCUGCAGGACCUCAUGCAUCGCUAUGGGGAGGGCGACAGCCUUACCUUACAGCAGCUGAAGGCCCUGCUCAACCACCUAGAUGUGGGUGUGGGCUGGGACAAUGUCACCCAGCCUGUGCAGGGACAGAGGAACCUCUCCACGUGCUUUAGUUCUGGAGACCUCUUUGCUGCCCACAACUUCAGUGACCAGUCACGGAUCGGGAGGCGGGAGUUCCAGGAGUUCUGCCCUGCUGUCCUCCAGCAGCUCGAUUCCCGGGCCUGCUCCUCUGAGAACCAGGAGAAUGAGGAAAAUGAGCAGACGGAGGAGGGGAAGCCAAGCUCAGUCGAAGUGUGGGGCUUCGGUUUCCUCAGUGUCUCACUGAUUAACCUAGCCUCUCUCCUGGGAGUCCUCGUCCUGCCAUGCACGGAGAAAGCAUUUUUCAGCCGUGUGCUCACUUACUUCAUCGCCCUGUCCAUUGGAACGCUGCUCUCUAAUGCGCUCUUCCAACUCAUCCCAGAGGCUUUUGGUUUCAACCCUCUGAAAGAUCCUUAUGUCCCUAAGUCUGCAGUGGUGUUUGGGGGCUUUUAUCUUUUCUUUUUCACAGAGAAGAUCUUGAAAAUACUUCUUAAGCAGAAAAACGAGCAGCAUCACGGACAUAGCCAUUAUGCCUCUGAGACACUUCCCUCCAAGAAGGACCAGGAGGAGGGGGUGACGGAGAAGUUGCAGAACGGGGAUCUGGACCACAUGAUUCCUCAGCACUGCAGCGGUAAGCUGGAUGGGAAGGCCCCCGUGACGGACGAGAAGGUCAUCGUGGGCUCGCUCUCUGUCCAGGACCUGCAGGCCUCCCAGGGCGCCUGUUACUGGCUGAAGGGUGUCCGCUACUCUGACAUUGGCACUCUGGCCUGGAUGAUCACCCUGAGCGACGGCCUGCACAACUUCAUUGACGGCCUGGCCAUCGGUGCCUCCUUCACUGUGUCCGUCUUCCAAGGCAUCAGCACCUCGGUGGCCAUCCUCUGCGAGGAGUUCCCACACGAGCUUGGGGACUUUGUCAUCCUGCUCAACGCUGGGAUGAGUAUCCAGCAGGCUCUCUUCUUCAACUUCCUCUCUGCCUGCUGCUGUUAUGUGGGUCUGGCCUUUGGCAUCCUGGCCGGCAGCCACUUCUCUCCCACCUGGAUCUUUGCACUGGCUGGAGGAAUGUUCUUAUAUAUUUCUCUGGCUGAUAUGUUCCCUGAGAUGAAUGAGGUCUGCCAAGAGGACGAAAGGAAGGGCAGCACCUUGGUCCCCUUUGUCAUCCAGAACCUGGGCCUCCUGACUGGCUUCGCCAUCAUGCUUGUGCUCACCAAGUAUUCCGGAGAGAUCCAGAUCGGGUAGGCCCAGCCGGGAUCCGGAGGGGCUGGGAGGCAGCCUGGACCCUGGCCGCAGGCCCAGUGGCCACGACGCACCUCCGAAGAGGCAGUCCUAUGAAAAACUGUGACACAGACUGUAUUCCUGCAUUUAAAUAUCAGCUGGUUUUAAAAUGCCCUCUCCUAGGACAAGCUGCCCUGGUAACCACCUUCUCAGUAGUGCCUCUCUCAUUCUCCUCCCCUAUUUCUCAGAGUGACUCUGGAACUUGAAUGCAGCUCGGAAGACAAGCCUGACUUUUGUUCUCUGGUUAGCCUGGCCUCUUACUCUUCAAACCAGUGCUGAGAGAUUUUUAAUCCCUGGCCGCACAAUGAACAAAACAAAACUAAAACAAAAAGCCAGUGAUCAUAGUUCAGUUAGAAAUAUCAGGAGGUGAAUCUAUAGUUUGGGACCUAUGAAUCUAAAUGUGUAUCCUGAUCCUCAAGAUGACCCACUUUGAAAUGGAUUCACCUGUUUUCAUGGAAAAAGUACAGGAAUCCCUUCUAUUUCUUCAAAGUCUGUUGGGUUGCCUCCAAGAGAACUGAAAGUUGGGACAGAUGUGUGGGGCAAGAGGGGAGGCAGGGAUCACGCAAGAGGGGCAGGAGAGGUGUGUGUCCUGUCGUGACCAUCACUUGCUCCUGCUGGGGUGUUGGAUGUUAAUUUGGUGGCUGCACCUGGUGUUUCAUGUCUGUCCAAGUGGGCUAGCAUGUGGUUCAAUGGCCUUGGAUGUCCCCUUUCAGAUUCAUGCUAACAGAAUGGAGGGCUGAGAGUGGAGGCCUGCAAGAAAUGAAUUGGCUUUGCUGUGACUGCCACUUCGCCUUCCACCUCCCACCUUCUGCGAGACUCUGCAGUUGCCUCCCUAGAAGCACAUUCUGAGCACACGUACGAUGCUCGUAUUACAGGGGAGACUGCGCAAGUUUACUUCCCCUGGUCAGCACUGCUUCUGCAGAGUGGCAAGUUUACUUGUAGGAUUGGGUUGCAGCUCAUGUUGUUAGACAAAGGUAGUCAGAGGGAGUCAGUGCAGGCAGCGUUCAGAAAUUGUUAAUGCCAUAAGGGGAAGUACAAAUAACAGAACGAGGAGACAUAAGGUCUGAAACUUGAGUUGGGCACUGUACGUGUUUGCAGAACAGAGGACUUACUGAUGUGCUGUGAAUUAAAUUAUGUUAAUUUAUGACAUAAUUAUGUUAUUAAUUAGGCAUGCACACAGUGUAGGUGAUUUCUUCCUCCCUCACCCCGAACCAGAAAGUGUAAAUCGUGUACUGAAUUGGAUACACUGGUCUUUGAGACUGUAGGCCAGCCUCAGGCACUGUGGAGCCCGCUCCUCAGAACUUUGGCUUCAAGGGGAGCUCAUCUCCAGGUUCACUAGGUGAAUUGCUUUAUUAUUAUCAUAUUGAUAAUGUGAGAUUCUUUAGCCGCUUUGGGGAGCCACUCUCUCCGGAAGCCUUUCUUAGUGGUGCCCACAGCUGCAGUCCAGGGGCUGUGCUCACCAACUGACUCGUGUGCCUGCCCGAGUGCUGGUUCCUGGCCCGCACCUGUGAACGCUUCUGCUUGCACACAGGAGAGCUUUCCCCUGCACAGUAAUUAAAGCAACAUCUGGUCUCUUCUUGGAAAGUGUCCCUCAAACCAGGAAUAUUCUUAAGAAGAUGAAUCGGAAAAAUACUGGUGAUGCUUUAAAAGUGUCCUCGUUGACAUGGAUCAAUUUGAGAAUGGGCUGAAGAGGGAGGAAAACUUCAGUUACCAAGAUUCUAGAUAAAAUGUCAGGACUGACUCAUGGGAUUACAGUCCAGUUUUACCAAAGAACCAGUUCCUUGUAUGUUGGAAUCUAACUUUUAUUUUACCAUUAUUACUGUUAUUACUGUUUUAACAUGAUUCUUUGUCUUUUCUGUUUUACUUUUCUCAAUUUCUGAAAUUGCUUUCAGGAGCUAGUAGAAAAAAACACAAAUUUAAAACAUUACAAGAUUUUGCUUUCCUUAAUCCACAAUGAUGUAUUAAGUUUAUAAUUUUAGCAUUCCCUAUAGAUAUGUCAUUCCUUACAAAUACCAUUAUUCAUGGAGUAGAAUACUAAGUUAGAGUUAGUGGGUUUCUAGUUUUAAAGAGAACUCAAAACUAUAAUCUUUAACGAAUUAAAAAGUGAAAAAUGAAGUAGGAUCCUUUCCCUUUUUUUGCACAUCUGUGUUAACAUGUUCAGACAGCUGUCUCAAAGGGAAAUUGGUCUGGAGGCUAGUCCUAGUUGGAGUUCAGGAGGGGUGGAGAUUCUUGAAUACUACAACUGAUUGCAUGUUGCCAUUGGCAACAAAUUUGUCUCACGAGUGGCAACUCCUUUUUGACUUCUAUGUGGUGAAUUUGCUGUUUUAAGCAUUUGUGCAUAUUAGAGGUCUGAGGAAUAGCAAGUCUUGAGAACUUCACCCUUGGCUUUAGUAUCCAAACUCUCUUUCCCCAGGUGGUUAAUGUUAGCAAGGAAGGGCUUACGUCACCUGCAGGAGCUGCUUGUCACCUGCAGGAGCCGCUCGGCCCUGGAGCAGGGCUUCUGCCGCGGCUUGUCCUCACCCUCGUGUGCAGGUUGCCUUCUGUCCUUGCCCCUCAGCAGCUUUCUAUCCAGUGUCACCUGGAGGCUUUCCCUUGGUCCUUCACCCUGGGUUUCCAAAAGAAGGCUUCUCUGUUUAUCCCAAGACCUGUUUUAGUAGGUCCUCUUCCAGAGAGAUGGAAUAUGCUGAAAAUCUGCUUAAUAAACAAAAGUUGUCUGAUCUUUGCAAAAGAGAGAGGUUAGGUUUUUAUUGUUCAUAUUUCCUUUUACAGUUCUGCAAUUCCAUCACAGUAUUUUUUUAAAUAACUCAGGUGUUAUGAGGAUAAAUUAGAAAAUAACUUAUGUUAUGUGGACUGUAAAUGUUUUAUUUGUAAGAUUCUAUAAAUAAAGCUAUAUUCUGUAA